UGCCCUGUGAGUGCUGGAGGCCACAAAGUAAGUGCGGUAGAUUUAUAAUGUGCAGUAAAAUAAAUACCUGGAGUGUUUGUUUAGCGUACACAUGCGAAUGACUAGCUAUUUUUUGUUUCUCUUUUGCAUAUCCACAUUUUGCAUAAGUAAUGUAACACAGAGGUUUCUGUAUCCUGACCUACCUACAUAGAUUCUGUCAUCUGCAUGUGAGUGGGUGUUAUUUUAGGGAGGAUGGUGAAGAGCAGGGAGAGGGAGAAGGAGAGAGAGAUGAGAAAUGCAGGGAGUGAGAGACCUUAUAAAACAACACAGCUGAAGAGACAGGCAUUCUAAUUCCAGAGGAACGCAACACGUUACUGCCACGGCCAGCAUGACCGAUCAGACCAGAGUGGUCCAUGUGGUUUUACCUGACAAGAAACAACUCGACAUCACUGUGGGGUUGAAAAGCAGGGGGCACGACAUAAUCAACCAGCUAUCUCAGCAACUUGGCAUUAAACAACUCAAUCUCUUUGGCCUGUGUCUAGAGAACGAUAAUGACCACAUGUUCCUGGACCUGGAGACGAAACUAAGCACAUACUUUCCUAAAACAUGGAAGCACAACACAUUAGAGGUAAUGCCAAAGGAGAGAACAGUCCUACAUCUGAAAGUACAGUACUACGUAGGAAAUGGUCGACUCAUUGAAGAGGAGAAGGUGCGCAGUCUGUACUAUGCUGAACUGAAGGGGCAAGUCUUAAGGUCGCGGUGUUACUGGCAGGAGGGCCUGUAUUUCCAGCUGGCUGCAUACGCAUUACAGGCUGACCUGGGAGACUGGAGAGAGGGGCAAGGAUCUUACUUCAGUCCACAUGACUACUUUCCUCCUUGGAUUUUGACAAAGCGUGGACAUGACUAUGUUGUGCAACACAUUCCUGCCCUGCACAGAGAGCUGCGGGGAGUGUGUGUGUGUGAUGCUGUGCUGCUCUUCAUCCAGGAAGCAUGUAAAAUGAGUGAUGUACCUGUUAUCUUCUACACCAUGAACAAGGGAAAAAAGGAACAAAAAGCCAGUCUGUUAAUGGGCCUAACUUUGAGUGGUCUGCAUGUGUAUAAGAUGGUCAGUGGUGAACAGCAGCUUUUAUAUGAAUUUGUCUGGUCAAGCAUAGAUCACAUUACCUUCCAGGGAAGAAGGUUUGAGAUCAGGUCAGAUGUUCUGGCUGGGUCAAAGCUGGUGUUGUACACUCGCUCUACUCUUCACUCUCAACACCUGCUAAAGCACAUGAGCAACAGUCAUCGCUUACACCUCAACACAAAGCUCCCAGUCAAAGAGCUGCAGCUGUCCAAGAGCAAAGCAGGGGUAAGACACUACAGAGAAGUGUAUAUCAGAGACAAAACUAAUCUAGACACAGAGGACAGUGAGGACGAGCUUCCGCCAAUGAAAUUCCACCUGGACAAAGCCAGGCAACUCCAAGCUAAACUUGCAGAGCCUGUCUCAAGCACCAGUGAGAACCAGCUGUGGGGUAUUUCCAGUAAAGGAAACCGCAAGAAAGCAGGUGCAGCCUCGGCUAACUCAGAUGAGACUGAGCUGUGUGUCGAUGAGCCGGAGGAGAUGUUUGUUGAUGACCCUGAAGAGAUCAUAGGCUUGACUGAGCUGCUGGAAGGAGUGUCUGUAGAUGGUCCAUUAAUGCCUGUUUCUCAGUGGAUUGAUAUCACAAUGGAAAUGAAACAAGUUUUAAAGUGGAAAGCGUGCACCGUUUCUCUGGACUGGGAUAGUACAGCAAACCUUCACCUUUCACAGUCAGUCAGCUGUCCUGCAGAAGAUAGCAGCACUCACCUAACAAACCACCACACACCAGAGAGAGGCAACAAGUACCAGAUGUACAGACAGAGCAACACAAACCUAUAUGCUGCUCGUGCAACAUUGUACCCUCUUCCCCUCUCUGAGAGUGGGUGGGGAGUGGAUGGAUGGGUGGAGCGAAGAAGGGCAUUUGUCUCAUUCUUUUAUUAGCAGUCAUUUCUCACUCUUCCUCUGACACAGCCGAAAGCCAGCAAACACGGUGAGCGAUUUGACGAUGCCAGAGAUUGUCCUUGGGUUAGCCUUUCUCCUGCUUUGUACCAGCGUUUUCCAAAUCGGUUCGUCAGAAAGCUGCAAACUCAAAGUGAAGAUGCUGAAUAACACGGAGGACCAAAUCUCAUGCUUCAACAAAAUGCAUGGAGAAGAAUGUGCGAUCGGUCACUCAACCAGCUACUGUAACAUCGAGAAAAAAAACGGACAGACUUGCAUCAAAUGGUCUGAUGCUGAUAUGACGUGCAUGAAAACAGAUCAAGAGUUUUCAAAAGUCUCUCUUGAGAAUAGAAGAUGCGCUCAAGAUCAAGAAAGUUUGGACUGCAUCAGAGAGUUUACAAACCUCGGUUAUGCACGGAAUAAUGCGGCACAUGUGACCACAUGCCUAGAAGGUCUACAUCUGGUGCUUCUUCCUCUUCUUUUUUUUUUUUGAAGAUGCUUUUUUUUUUUGAAGAUGUUUCAACAAACUGGAUUUGCCUGUGAAGAAAACAGAGAACUUUGACUGCUACAAAGUACAAGCUCCAUCUUUUCAGACGCAACUUCACAGCAUUAGGAAUGUCCUUCUCCUUGAUGAGCAUGUCACAAAACUUAUUCAAAAGCUUCUUAUUUGAAUUUUUCAUUCCACCUUAAAUGGUGCAGCAGUAAAAUUCAAGCAAAAUAAGAAGGAAUGCUCAUCUUCUCACCUACUGUACAUGACAGUCAAAUGAGGAGGACCUGUCAAGGAGGGAACGGUAAUAAGCAGAGGUGGAAACACCCAGUGACUGCAUUUGUUUUACUAUACUUAACAAUAGUAUAGCAAAAGUAUACAUUUUGUAUCAAUUUGCAUUAGUAUUAUUAAUCAUGUGAUUAUUAGUAUUGAUAAUCAUGUCAAUUUGCAUUAGUAUUAAUAAUUACGUUAUAAUCAAUCAUUAUAACAAUCAUGUUAUAAAAAAUGACUGACUUUUCAUGUGUUAAAUAGGAAUUCGCAGAUUUUUCAAAAUGUCUGCAUAAUUGAGUCAUUAAGAUGUAAACAAUUCAGAGAAGUUUAGAUGGGUUUGAUUUAAAAUGCUCCAUUCUAGAUAAAUUUAAUGUAGCGUCCGGCUAGCGCCUCUAACGGAACAGCAGUGAGAGACUUAAACACGUACACAGUUGUUGUUGUUGUGGGUUUGGGGUGUGUGUGUGUAUAUAUAUAUAUAUAAUU
Molecule: messenger RNA, 3212 nt
Organism: Colossoma macropomum (tambaqui)
Lineage: Eukaryota; Metazoa; Chordata; Actinopteri; Characiformes; Serrasalmidae
Product: FERM domain-containing protein 6
Exons: 21
Coding region: 368-1975 (535 amino acids)
Biological process (GO): positive regulation of hippo signaling
Cellular component (GO): cytoplasmic side of apical plasma membrane; cytoskeleton
Source: RefSeq, a predicted model, not a curated record